Messenger RNA from Anoplophora glabripennis (Asian longhorned beetle), 1105 nucleotides. RefSeq lists its product as uncharacterized. Lineage: Eukaryota; Metazoa; Arthropoda; Insecta; Coleoptera; Cerambycidae. Gene Ontology annotation, biological process: positive regulation of voltage-gated potassium channel activity; sleep; regulation of synaptic transmission, cholinergic. The coding region runs from base 143 to 730 and encodes 195 amino acids. The record is from RefSeq and is a predicted model, not a curated record. The transcript has 3 exons.
GUCCUCUACGGCGACACGCCUGUAAACAGGAUUAGAUUAUACCCAGCAGGUUGUGCGUAAGUUGAAGCGGAGAAUUCACAUCUUACGCGAAAUUGCCGUUUCAGUUUUCAGUGUUACAGUGAAGCGCCAAAAUCAACGGAAGAUGACGGCUAAAUUUGUCGUUUGUGUCUCUGUGCUGGCCGUUGCGCUAUUCAGCCCAAAAGUUUCCGCUCUGCAAUGUUGGAAAUGCUCUAGCGACAUUGACAGGAGCUGCGCCGACCCCUUCAACAUCAGCGACAUCAACGCCAGGAGGGGAGGAAACUUCUACGACAGUCUACAGCCGAAUUACAACCAGGGGCAGAACUACAACCAGGGGCAGAACUACAACCAGGGGCAGAAUUACAACCCUCAGUUCAACCCCAAUUUCAACCCUAACUUUCGAGAGCAGACCCCCACCCUGGAGUUAUGCAACGACAACGAAGCCAACCUCAAAAGGAUGAAGAACGUAUGCAUCAAGAAGACUAUCAGAGGAACGGGAAGCAACAGCUAUGUCAAUAUUGUCAGGCGCUGCGCCAUGAUCGAGUGGAACCAAGAAAUAGGCACCUGCCACGAACCCCAAAGUAGAGGCUUGAACUUGGAGUUCUGUGAAUAUUGCGACACCGACGGUUGCAAUUCCGCAUUUGGAGUAAAAGCGAGCGUUUUACUUGCUUGUUUACUGCCGCUUUCGCUUCUUUUAUUUGUGCGACAAUAACAUGCAAAGAUUAAUUUGCUACAGAUUUUUUAUUGGGUGCUAAAACGAAAUUAUUAUUUUUUGUUUGUUUAGAGCAUUUUAUUUGGUACUAAUGGUACUAGUUAAAUAUACAAAAAUUUUAAAGUUAGCAUAUCUCUCAAAAGUUUCAUGUAUUCAGGGUAAAUCAGUUUGGUACAAAGUGUGUUAAAUUGUAAAUUGUACUAAUUUUAAAAUACACGUUUUGUAAGAAAAUAAAAUUAGAAUAAAAUAGGUAGUGAAUUAAAAUCUAUUCCAGUUUGUGUAUUAAUAUAAUUAAGAGACAAAUGUAAAUAACUAUAUUCUCAUUAGAUUAGGUGUUAUGUUUUAAUUUGUAACAAAUACAUGUAUAGUAUUGUU